Messenger RNA from Argentina anserina (silverweed cinquefoil), 1504 nucleotides. RefSeq names its product GDSL esterase/lipase At5g08460. Gene Ontology annotation, molecular function: hydrolase activity, acting on ester bonds. The record is from RefSeq and is a predicted model, not a curated record. The transcript is spliced from 5 exons. The coding region runs from base 87 to 1277 and encodes 396 amino acids. NCBI's taxonomy places the organism in Eukaryota, Viridiplantae, Streptophyta, Magnoliopsida, Rosales, Rosaceae.
AUCUGAACUUGGAAAAGCAAUUCCUCAACCAUUGCUUACCGCCAAAACAAAACCCCUCUUCUUUUCAAUCGAAAUACACUACAACCAUGGCGACGAUCAAUCUUCUCCUCUUCUUCCUCUGCAUUCUCACCACCGCCGCCCUUUCACAAUCCACCAAUGCUCCGGCGUACUCUCAAGAACCCAUCGCCGCCGCCCCCGUCUCUCCUCCCCCUCCUCUUCCUCUUCCAAUCGACCAAACCCCACCACCCAAGACUCCUCUCGUCCCGGCCCUCUUCGUCAUCGGCGACUCCUCCGUCGACUCCGGUACCAACAACUUCCUCGGGACCUUCGCACGCGCCGACCACCUCCCCUACGGCCGUGACUUCGACACGCACCAGCCCACUGGGCGGUUCUCCAACGGCAGAAUCCCCGUCGAUUAUCUCGCAUUGCGGCUUGGGCUUCCCUUUGUACCCAGCUUUCUUGGGCAGACUGGUAGAUUGGAAGAUAUGCUUCAUGGUUUGAACUUUGCUUCUGCUGCUGCUGGAAUCAUAUUCACCAGUGGGUCAGAAUUGGGUCAACAUGUUUCCUUGUCUCAGCAAAUUCAGCAGUUUACAGAUACAUACCAGCAGUUUGUAUUGAGUAUGGGGCAGCAAGCUGCGUUUGAUAUAAUCUCAAAUUCAGUGCUCUACAUUUCGAUUGGAAUCAACGACUACAUACAUUACUACCUGCGUAAUGAGUCCAAUGUGCAAAAUCUCUAUUUUCCCUGGAGUUUUAAUCGGUUUCUAGCAUCCACAAUGAAGCAGGAAAUCAAGAACUUGUACAGCAUUAAUGUCAGGAAGGUGGUUGUGAUGGGUCUGCCUCCUAUAGGUUGUGCUCCACACUACUUAUGUGAGUACAAAGUGAAGGAUGGACAAUGUGUUGAGGAGAUAAACAACAUGGUAAUGGAGUUCAACUUUGUCAUGAGGUAUAUGAUUGGGGAGCUAAAUGAAGAGCUUCCAUAUUCCCAUAUCAUCUUCUGUGAUGUGUUCCAAGGAUCCAUGGAUAUGCUAAAGAACUCUGAACAAUAUGGUUUUAAAGUUACCACUGAUGCUUGCUGCGGAUUGGGUGACUACAAGGGUUUUCUCAUGUGCUUAUCACCAGACAUGGCCUGCAGUAAUGCUUCUGAUCAUAUCUGGUGGGAUCAGUUCCAUCCAACUGAUACGGUUAAUGCCAUUCUGGCUGAUAAUGUCUGGAAUGGCCUGCACACGAGAAUGUGCUAUCCCAUGAACUUGGAGGAUGUGGUAGCAUCAGCAUACUAAAGAAUGGAAGGAGAAGCUGCACCAAUCACCAUACUGUACAGGCACCAAAACUCCAAUGGAGAAGAUUCAAAGUUUGUCCUGGAAAAUAUUUGAUACUUUUACCUGCUACACAAACUACUUACAGAACUAAUGCACAGCACUGGUCCGGAAUCAUUACCAGUUAUGUACAUCUUGGAAAAGAAAUGAGAGUACCGAAUUGUUGGGUUGUAUGUUAGGUUACAGCAUGG